This is a messenger RNA of Ipomoea triloba (trilobed morning glory), 1347 nucleotides long. Its product is annotated as glyceraldehyde-3-phosphate dehydrogenase 3, cytosolic. Lineage: Eukaryota; Viridiplantae; Streptophyta; Magnoliopsida; Solanales; Convolvulaceae. The transcript has 11 exons. Gene Ontology annotation, biological process: glucose metabolic process. The record is from RefSeq and is a predicted model, not a curated record. Bases 88 to 1101 code for a protein of 337 amino acids. Gene Ontology annotation, molecular function: NAD binding; oxidoreductase activity, acting on the aldehyde or oxo group of donors, NAD or NADP as acceptor; NADP binding.
UGUCUCACUCUCUAUUACAUUCUUCAACUCACUCUCUCGCUCUAAACUUUUCAACUUUCAUCUCUCUAGAAGCUUCAAGCCUCCGCCAUGGGGAAGAUCAAGAUUGGAAUCAACGGAUUUGGAAGGAUCGGACGAUUGGUUGCUAGGGUUGCUCUGCACAGUGAGGAUGUCGAGCUCGUUGCAGUCAACGACCCGUUCAUCAGUACUGAAUACAUGACAUACAUGUUCAAGUAUGAUACUGUGCACGGGCAAUGGAAGCACCAUGACGUGAAGGUCCAAGAUGAGAAGACUCUUCUGUUUGGCGAGAAGUCAGUUAAGGUCUUUGGAUGCAGGAAUCCGGAAGAGAUUCCAUGGGCUGAAGCUGGUGCUGAGUAUGUUGUGGAGUCUACUGGAGUCUUCACUGACAAGGACAAGGCUGCCGCUCACUUGAAGGCUGGUGCCAAGAAGGUUGUGAUCUCUGCUCCUAGCAAAGAUGCUCCCAUGUUUGUUGUUGGAGUUAACGAGAAGGAAUACAAGCCAGAGCUUAACAUUGUUUCCAAUGCAAGCUGCACUACCAACUGCCUUGCUCCUUUGGCUAAGGUCAUCCAUGAUAGGUUUGGCAUUGUGGAGGGUCUCAUGACCACUGUCCACUCCAUCACUGCCACUCAGAAGACUGUUGAUGGUCCAUCCAUGAAGGACUGGAGAGGCGGAAGAGCUGCUUCAUUCAACAUCAUUCCUAGCAGCACUGGUGCAGCCAAGGCUGUUGGAAAAGUUCUCCCAGCUCUUAAUGGGAAAUUGACUGGAAUGUCCUUCAGAGUUCCCACUGUGGAUGUUUCAGUUGUUGACCUCACUGUCCGAACUGAGAAAAAGGCUACCUAUGAGGAUGUCAAGAAGGCCAUCAAGGAGGAGUCAGAGGGUAAGCUCAAGGGCAUUUUGGGUUACAUCGAUGAAGACUUGGUAUCAUCCGACUUUGUUGGUGAUUGCAGGUCAAGCAUCUUUGAUGCCAAGGCUGGAAUCUCUUUGAACGAGAACUUCUUCAAGGUCGUUGCUUGGUAUGACAACGAAUGGGGUUACAGUUCCCGUGUGAUCGAUCUGAUCCGCCAUAUGCAUUCUGCUGCUUAAGGGCUUAAUGCCUCCAACAUAUUGGCAGCUUUUGGAGCACCCGGGGGGUUUUUGAGUAUUUAUUCCGAGUCCUGCAAUUCUGAAAAAAGUUUGUUUUAGUUUCUUCUGAUUUUCUUGUCAAGUGAAUAAACGAGAAGAGUCUUGUCUUGAACAGGUUUUCCCCGUUCUUUUUGAGCUUGUAUAAUUUUACAACUUACCUUGGGUUGCUAAUUAGUAAAAUUAACUUUUGUCGAGUAUUCUACCUUA